AUGGGCGGCCAACAAUCAAAGGCGUCUGCGUUUCGAGCGCAUGACAAGGCCAUGGUCGAUCGUCUGCGCAAGAUGAAUCUCCAAGAGAACAGGAACUCUGACGAGGUGAAUGAGAAGAGCGGCAAGUUGACCCGUGAUGCAGAGCCUCUGCCGUUGGAUGCGGUGUCUUUGUUGCCUUCGACGAUUUUGGACGACCCCCGAAACAGGCUUGCUCUCUCGGCUCUGAGCUCGGCAAACCCGCGGACGGUUCUGACCUCGCAGGCUUCCAAGAUUGCUAAUCAGCACGUUUUCAAUACCAAGAUUCCCUUUGAGGGCGGGCCUAUUACGAACCAGCGCUCGAGUGGUCGAUGCUGGCUGUUUGCUUCUACUAAUGUGUUCCGCGUGGCUAUCAUGAAGAGGUACAACCUCGAGUCGUUUGAGUUGUCCCAGAACUACCUUUACUACUAUGAUAAGCUCGAGAAGUCCAACUGGUUCCUCGAGCAAAUCAUUGACACCUCCGGAGAGGACUUGGAGGGUCGUGUCGUCCAGAGGCUUCUGAGUGAUCUCAUUUCCGACGGUGGCCAGUGGGACAUGGUGUACAACUUGGUUGAGAAGUACGGUCUUGUUCCUCAAACAUUGUACCCGGACAGUUGGAACGCCCAAAACUCCAGCAUUCUCAACACCGUCCUCAAGACCAAACUCCGCGAAUAUGCCCUGAACUUGCGCAACGCCAUUGCUGCCGGCCAGGCACCGGGCGUCAUUUCUGCCAUGAAAGUCAUCUACAUGCAGGACGACAACAAGGUCCACUCCCUAACCAUCACUCCCAAGGACUUUGCCAAGAACAUCAGCAGCUCAAACUUCCAGAUCAGCUCUACCACCAUCUCGGACAUGGUCUCGCUCGUCAACGACCCUCGCAACGACCUCAUGACCCUCCUCACCGUCGACAGGCUGGGCAACGUCGUCGGUGGCCGCGACGUCACCUACAUCAACGUCGACAUGAAGACCCUCAAGGAAGCCUGCGUGAAGAUGAUCAAGGCCGGGAUACCGGUCUUCUUUGGCUGCGACGUGGGUAAAUUUAGCGACAAGACCUCCGGGAUCAUGGACCUUCAUGUCUUUGACUACGAAGUUGGCAUUGGCACGGAUCUACUGGGCAUGACCAAGGAGCAGAGAUUGCGGGCGGGUGAGAGUCUGAUGACGCAUGCCAUGGUUUUGACGGCCGUGCAUUUGGACGACAAGACGGCGCAACCUGUGCGGUGGAGAGUGCAGAAUAGUUGGGGUACGGAGAAUGCAGGUGAUAAAGGGUGGUUCGUCAUGACGGAUGAGUGGAUGGACGAGUUUGUCUAUCAGGCCGUCGUUGAUCCUAAGUUUUUGAGCAAGGAAGCCAGAGACGUAGCUGGGCAGGAGCCGACGGUCUUGCCAUUGUGGGAUCCUAUGGGUUCUUUGGCUUGA
Messenger RNA from Metarhizium acridum CQMa 102, 1428 nucleotides. Lineage: Eukaryota; Fungi; Ascomycota; Sordariomycetes; Hypocreales; Clavicipitaceae. The record is from RefSeq and is a predicted model, not a curated record.